AUGUCUUGUAAUCUUUGCGGAGGAACCGAAUUUGAUUAUGAUACCUCGUCGGGACAGACUGCUUGUCAGUCUUGCGGUAAUGUAAUAGACGAAAGUCGAAUUGUUGCAGAGAUCACUUUUGGAGAAGCCUCUUCGGGAGCUGCGGUCCCUCAAGGAACUUAUAUAGGCAGCGACCAAAGACGAGCCCGAAUAAAUGGGCCAUAUAGGAAACACUCGGAACCUCGGGAGCAGACUAUCAAGCGAGGACGCUCAAAAAUAAAUAGUAUAGCUACAGCACUGGGAUUAAGCCCACAUCAUUCUGAGACGGCACAAAGAUAUUUUAAUUUAGCGAUUGCCAACAAUUUUAUACAAGGUCGAAGUACUGAAUUAGUUGUUGCCGCUUGUGUAUACAUUGUUUGUCGUAAAGAGAAGACAUGUCAUAUGUUGAUCGAUUUGGCAGAUGUUUUACAGACAAAUGUUUUUACACUGGGAAGCACAUUUCUAAAGCUUGUCCGAGAACUCCAUAUGAAACUUCCAUUAGUUGAUCCAUCACUGUAUAUAACACGCUUUGCCCAAUUACUUGAGUUUGGUGAUGAAGCACCUAAAGUUGCACUUGAUGCUAGCCGCUUAGUUCAGAGAAUGGAUCGAGAUUGGAUGCAAACUGGUCGACGACCUGCUGGUAUUUGUGGUGCAUGUUUACUUGUUGCUGCUCGAAUGAAUAAUUUCCGGCGGAGUAUGAGAGAAAUUAUUGCGGUCGUCAAAAUCGCAGAUGUUACAGUUAAGAGACGCCUUGAAGAAUUCAAAGCGACUCCGUCAGGACAAUUGUCAGUGACCGAUUUUAAGCACGUCUGGUUAGACCAAGCUUGUGAUCCUCCAGCAUUUACUAAAGCUCGCAAGUUAGCAAAACUUGCUGAAAAUCGCAAGACUAGUUCAAACGCCACGACACCAGCUCCCGCCGAUAUAGAAAAUACUGUAUCUGACCAAGAAAAUGAUGCAGACUUUUUCUCUAUUGCCAGUCCUUCAAGUAGUCACCAUUAUCAGCUAGCUGGAACUCCUAAUUCUGUGACAAAUGAUGAAGGAAUAAGUUUAUCCGAUGAUAAUGGGAGUGAAGUUUCUGGAACAUCAAAACCUAGUGACGUCGACGAAGAAGACAUCGAUAUUGCAGAAGAAAUGAAUUCGUAUCUGAAUAAUUCUGAUUUCCAAGAAGCUGCGGAAGAGAUGGAGGAACAAAUUAGGGCAGAACGCCGUGCAAAGAUCAAGAAUGAUAAUGAAUUAGGAUCUGACCUUGAUGAUGAAGAGGUUAAUAAUGCGAUAUUAAAUGAAGAGGAGAUAAAAAUUAAAACAAAAGUUUGGAUGACUGAAAACAUUGAUCAUUUGAGAAUGGUGGCAGCGAAAAAAGCGAAGGCUCUUCGGGAUCAAGCGAAUGGAAUAGGACCUAGCCAAAAACGUAAACGUCCUAAAAAGUCCAAAAACCACGAACAAGAAGAAGCCGCCACACCAGCCGAGGCCGCGAAACGGAUGCUUACAGAAAAACGGCUCUCAAAGAAAAUAAAUUAUGAAGCAUUGGACCGUCUUUUCGAAAGCAAUCCAUUAAUAUCGAAAGAACCUGACUCUAUAGUAAACACACCUCGUUCUUGGGAAGAAUAUGACGAGUACAGUGUUAGUGGGGCUGGCCUUAAGCAACGAUGA
Ambispora gerdemannii is the source of this 1668-nucleotide messenger RNA. Lineage: Eukaryota; Fungi; Glomeromycota; Glomeromycetes; Archaeosporales; Ambisporaceae. The record is from the annotation of a GenBank genome assembly.